AUGGAUUCUUCUCGUCAAGGUUCACCUCAGCUACCGCCUCCGACCCUCGACCUUUCCCUCGGCUUAGCUUCCUCCGAUCCAUUCUCCAGCACUCACGGCACGAGGGACGUGAGGCUCUUCCCUUGCCUCUUCUGCAACAAGAAGUUCCUCAAGUCGCAGGCGCUCGGAGGACAUCAGAACGCGCACAAGAAAGAGAGAAGCGUCGGCUGCACCUCCCAAACCUAUCUUCCGCCUAAGAACGACGUUGCUGAUGAUCACGACUCGGAUCCAUCUCGGUUCUCCGCCGCACCGCGUGGUGAUCACUUGGAGAGCUUCAGGUCCUACGCUGUCCCAUGGACUGUAAGCAGCAGGAGGGCAGUAUACGCUACCGGAUGCCCCUCCUCCUCCAGCAGUAGGCACAGAGGCCCCCACCAAGCUCAUCAGGCACUGCUACUGGACUUUCUAGGUCAUUCCGACGGCAGUACUGUAGGUUUUGCUUCAGCCGCUGGUGGCGGUGAAGACAUGGCCAACGUUGAUCUCUCCUUGAGGCUCUAG
This is a messenger RNA of Musa acuminata AAA Group (dessert banana), 534 nucleotides long. RefSeq lists its product as uncharacterized. Gene Ontology annotation, molecular function: DNA-binding transcription factor activity. The record is from RefSeq and is a predicted model, not a curated record. Lineage: Eukaryota; Viridiplantae; Streptophyta; Magnoliopsida; Zingiberales; Musaceae. The transcript has a single exon. The coding region runs from base 1 to 534 and encodes 177 amino acids.